Messenger RNA from Labrus mixtus (cuckoo wrasse), 4686 nucleotides. It is a transcript of the gene enpp2, whose product is annotated as ectonucleotide pyrophosphatase/phosphodiesterase 2. Gene Ontology annotation, biological process: immune response; phosphatidylcholine catabolic process. The record is from RefSeq and is a predicted model, not a curated record. The coding region runs from base 139 to 2775 and encodes 878 amino acids. Lineage: Eukaryota; Metazoa; Chordata; Actinopteri; Labriformes; Labridae. The transcript has 25 exons. Gene Ontology annotation, molecular function: calcium ion binding; polysaccharide binding; phosphodiesterase I activity.
AAGAACCCGGCCCACACCUUUCAGUCACCUCCCCCCUCUUCCUCAACGGUCCUCCUCUCCGGUGGUCCUUUGGUUACGGAGUCAGCAUCACUCGCUCUCCAGACUACAGCACAGGAGUACACACACCGACAGAGGAACAUGUUGCUGCACAAACUGUUUGUUUGGAUCCUGUCACUCCUGUGUGGCUCCGAUGUGUGUUCGGGGUUCGUGUACGACCGGCCCAGACGCUCCGGAGAGGACGGGACUUCAGCCAGGACGGACUCUCGCUCUGCGUCUCCGUACGUGGCGACCUCCGGCUCCUGCAGGAACAGGUGUUUUGAGCUGGCGGAGUCGGAGCCACCAAACUGUCGCUGUGACAACCUGUGUAAGACCUACAACAGCUGCUGCUCCGACUUUGACCAGCUCUGCCUUCGGACAGAGGGGGGUUAUGAGUGCAGUAAAGACCGGUGUGGAGAGACUCGAAAUGAACAGCAUGCCUGCCACUGCUCUGAUGACUGUCUGGCCAGAGGAGACUGUUGCACCAACUACAAGACACUGUGUAAAGGAGACACUUCAUGGCUGCAGGAUGACUGCGAGGAGAUCAGAACUGCUGAAUGUCCCGCUGGGUUUGUGCGCCCACCACUCAUCAUGCUAUCAGUGGAUGGAUUUAGAGCUUCUUAUGUGAAGAGAGGAAGCACUGUCAUACCCAACAUCGAGAAACUGAGAACAUGUGGAACCCAUGCUCCAUACAUGAGGCCUGUUUACCCCACGAAGACCUUCCCCAACCUCUACUCACUGGCUACGGGUCUCUACCCAGAGUCUCAUGGGAUCGUUGGAAACUCCAUGUAUGACCCGGUGUUCGAUGCCACCUUCACUUUGAGAAGCCGAGAGAAACUCAGCCAUCGCUGGUGGGGAGGACAGCCGAUCUGGAUCACAGCACAAAAACAGGGAGUGAAGGCUGCAACCUUCUUCUGGCCCGUUGUUAUCCCGUUGGAGAGGCGGAUACUGGCCAUGCUGCAGUGGCUGCAUCUCCCUGAAGGAGAGAGGCCUUAUGUUUACGCCAUGCACUCUGAACAACCAGACACGUACGGACACAAAAUGGGGCCCUUGAGUGCGGAACUCAACAACCCUCUGAGGGUGAUUGACAGAAUUGUUGGCCAGCUGAUGGACGGACUCAAACAGAUGAAACUGCACCGCUGUGUUAACAUCAUCCUGGUGGGGGAUCACGGUAUGGAAGAGGCCCACUGCGACCGCACAGAGUUCCUCAGUAACUACAUGUCCAACGUUGAUGACAUCAUCCUCACCCCUGGAUCUCUGGGCCGAAUACGCCCGAGAAACCCCAACAACACAAAAUAUGAUCCCAAGGCUGUUGUUGAAAACCUGACAUGUAAGAAAGCAGAGCAGCACUUUAAGCCGUACCUGAAGCAGCACCUGCCGAAGAGACUGCACUACGCCAACAACCGGCGUAUUGAAGACAUUCACCUGCUGGUGGACAGGAAGUGGCACGUUGCAAGGAGAGUCCCUGAAGGGAGGAGGCACUGUGGCUUCGCCGGUGACCAUGGAUACGACAAUAAGAUCAACAGCAUGCAGACUAUUUUCUUAGGCUAUGGACCUACUUUUAAAUUCAGGACUAAAGUUCCAGCCUUUGAAAACAUCGAGCUUUACAACGUUAUGUGCGAUCUCCUCGGUCUGAAACCGGCUCCCAACAACGGGACUCAUGGCAGUCUGAACCACCUGCUGAGAGGCCCCCUCUACAGACCCGCCAUGCCAGAGGAGGUUUCCAGGCCAGCGGCCUCUGGCCUCGUUCCUGCGGGGAUGGACGACCUGGGCUGCAGUUGUGAAGACAAGUUGCGUGUAAAAAGUAGGGGCCAGAGAGGUUUGAAAGUGACCCUUGUACGAGGCUAUAACCUGGAGUCACUCUGGCUCUGUCUCUUACAGAACAAAGUGGAGGAGCUAAACCAGCGACUGAGGCAAGCUAUGGAUGACAGCAGGAACCUGCCACACGGUCGACCUGCUGUGCUCUUCCGUACAAAAUACUCCAUCCUCCACCACAGUGACUUCAUCAGCGGCUACAGCGAGAUUCUCUCCAUGCCUCUCUGGACGUCGUACACCGUCAGCAGACAGGUGGACAUGUCCCCUCUGCCUGAAGCUCUGUCUAACUGUGUGAGACCUGAUACCAGAGUCCCCCCGGCCUACAGUCAGUCCUGCACCAACUACAGAGCAGACAAGCAGAUCACCUACGCCUUCUUCUACCCGCCACAAAUGUCAUCAACCAUGGACAAAAAAUACGAUGCUGUCCUCAUCACUAACACGGUCCCCAUGUAUCCUGCAUUCAAGAGAAUAUGGGGAUAUUUCCAGAGAGUGCUGGUGAAGAAGUAUGCCACUGAGAGAAACGGGGUGAACGUGCUCAUUGGACCCAUAUUCGACUACGACUACGACGGUGUCAGAGACUCAGCCGAGAAGAUAAGAGAGUACGUGAGUGGGACGAUACCGAUCCCGACUCACUACUUCGUGGUCCUGACCAGCUGCCUGGACUUCACACAGGCUGCAGACUCGUGCAGCGGUCCGCUCAGCAGUGCCGCCUUCAUCCUGCCUCACCGACACAGCAACGACGAGACCUGCAAUAGCUCAGAGGAGGAGUCUCGCUGGGUGGAGGACCUGAUGAAGAUGCACACCGCCCGGGUCAGAGACGUGGAGAUCCUGACAGGCUUGGACCUGUAUCGCAGAACCACCCGGAGCUACGCCGAAAUCCUCUCUCUGAAGACGUACAUGCACACCUACGAGAGUGAGAUCUGACCCGGCGCCGGCUCCGUGACUGUGACUGAUCCUUUUUCAUCCGUGGUGGAUGUAUGUGGUAUAAGAAAAAGAGAUGCGAUCAUCUCUGUUACACUGACCUGCAGCAGCUUUAGCUCUCGCUGGAUGCUACGUAGCGUCCACAUUGUGGUUCCUCCACUGAGCGUUUGGUUUCAUCUCAUUCAUUCUUAAAGAUAACACUUUUACACCACUGAGCUACUAGCUUUGGAACUUUUUUUACUUUAUUGUACAAAGACAAUAAAACUUUACCGACAUGUACAGUGCUCACAGCGGACACAAAGAGCAUUAUAUAAAGAAUCAAGACAAAGAACCAGACCAGUAACCCUUUCAUCUGCCGUCAGAUUUUUCCAUUACGAGGCUUUGUUAAAACAAAAAAUCAUCACACAAGAUCCAUAACCUAAAACUAAAAGUAAUUUAGCUGCGCAAAUUUCUGCUGAGCGGGAUCUUUUGAGGUUCCAAUGGUAACCCUAGAUCUCUCUCGCACAAGCACAUUCGCUCUCUCGAUGUGAUUUUGACAUUUUAUUUCAAGCUUUUCUUUUGUUUCAAUUGUUGCACCCCCCUGUGGACAAAGUGGUACCUCUUGUAUAUUUUUGCUGAUUUUUUCCCGACACGUGUUGAUAAUGUUUUUUGACCCCAAAAAAAUAAAAUCAUACUUUUUUUUUUUUUUUUACAAGUCAAAUAUAUCGCUUAUCCAGAAGCUUUGCUGUGAAAAUAUGUUUUAAAAAGUGUUGUUUUGUUCAGAAGCCCCAAGCAAACAUGCACCCAUAUAUACUAUUUACUCCAUUGUCCCGUUAUGUCCGGUUGUUUUCUUGAGAUCUUGACUGAUUUAUCUCAUAUUCUCAGAGUUGCAAAAGCCCAAAACAAACAUAGAAACAGACCCGGCCUACAUUAGCGCUGUAGUGUGUAUGUCCUUUUCAGGCUUCCAUACUGACACCUACACCACAGCGUAGGUUUCAGACAUUUAUAUGAUCUGUUUGGAAAUAAUCAGUCUUCUUUCUGAACAGCUAUAAGCUCCCCUCAGGAGAAGCCCAAACCAUGAUCUUGUCCUGAUCCUAAACAAACAUUUUAAAGUUAAGGUACCAGGACUACUAAGGCAAAGGUUGUAUUAGAUCAUUGUGUUGGUUUCAUCCACAUCAUCUAGUAACUUUUUAUACUGCAAUACAAAAUGACAAACAAUUAGACAACGAGGUAAUAAAACGGAUGUUAAUAAGAAUUGGACAAAAAACAAUUUGCGGCCCGUAUGAAGGUCGAGAGCCCACAGAGCAGGGGCCCUGUCUGCACACAUUGAAAAGUGUUAAACAUUCAUCUCACUCCUUUAAAAUGUAAUAUCUCAACUGCUCGCAGUGUUACACUUGUGUCUUCAUAAAAUGAAUUAACCCUUGAUAAUCCAGAACAGUUAUUGAGUUGUUACUCUUUUGUACAGCGGAUAAAAGAGCUAAAUCUUUUUUUUUUUUUUUAAGUGUAGUUUAAAGAUUCAACAGUCUUCAAUCACACUCCUGAAUCUGUCUUUGAAGGCAGCAUUCUUUACUAGUGAAAUCCGAUCCAACAUGGCCGACUCUUUUGACCUUAGUUUUCCCAUAAAACCACGUCUCCUUUGAAAAGUUCUCACUAUGUUCAGUGACGGGGAAGAAAUGUCCUUUAUUUUUAUGUCAAUGAAAUGAUAAUGCAAUGUUGUUGAUUGUGUUUGUACGGAGUGUGUGUUGGAUUCACGGUGUGUUCUGUGUGUGUGUGUGUGUGUGUGUGUGUGUGUUUGUGAUGUUGACUUUUUGUUCGGUGCACAAUAACAAUAAUGUCAAAGACUUUUUAUUAAUGUUUUCCCUAAAAACAUGUACCACCUGUGAGACUGUCCUAUUUAUGCUUUCAUCACAAUAAACAAGUAUUUUUACUAAAUGA